Seminavis robusta is the source of this 3027-nucleotide messenger RNA. The record is from the annotation of a GenBank genome assembly. NCBI's taxonomy places the organism in Eukaryota, Bacillariophyta, Bacillariophyceae, Naviculales, Naviculaceae.
AUGCCACUCCUGAACUAUGGGGAUCCGCGGCCGAGUCCGUUGAACCGAGACCUGACAAAAACAAUCCACAAUGUGAAACCAUCUCAAGCGUCUCCUCCUCAUCGAGCACUCAGUGUCAAUAACAAGAAGAAGAAUGCUCAGAAAGAUCCAUCCAUGAUGAUGAGCACUACGGAGCGCCUAAAGGCGUGCUUGAAAGACAAUUGCAUGACCGAUGUGGCAUUGGUAGGCGACGAUGGAGUUCCGAUCCCAGCCAUUCGCUGUGUCCUGGGGAGUGCCAGCCCUGUCUUGAAGCAGAUUCUCUACACAACCUCAUCAAAGCGUUCACGAUAUCGUGGGUCGCCGGACGAUACCUUGUGCAUCAGCACCAGCAGCGGAACCUUGACAACCAAAGAUGAAGACGGAUUUGUCAUCACAUUGGAACCUCAGAAGAGUCGCGUGGUUCAUAUACCUGGUUUUCGUGGGAAAACUAUCAACGCUCUUGUGGAGUACUGUUGUAGCGACAGUGAUCUUCACCAAACAACCUUUUUCAAGUCCAUGUUUCAAGAUCCCAUACAACCAGCAGAGGGCGCCAGAAGUUUAAAGUUCUCCUCACUCAUUCCCAUAGAUCCAGCACAAUCUGUCAUUGACAUGCUGGACUUUGCUCAGUUAGCCAUCAAUUAUGAAAUCCCAAAGGUUCCACAGAAAGUCGUGGACGAUUUUGUUGCUCCACUUACCAAGAGAUUUCCACCGUUGGCUUGUCUCGUCAUGAACUAUUUGCUGACUGUGGAGUUCGCGGUUCGACCAGGUCAACCCCAAGUGAAUGAAUCGGCUACCAGCGGCUCGUGGAACCUCUCAAAGUCGGAUGGUUCCCUGACAGAAGAAUCCCCGGGCUUCGCCAUUUCCAACUCAUCGCAAGAAGCCAAGGAUGCCGAGAAGGUCAUUUCGGCGGCAGCAGCCUUGUCCAAGCUUUACACCACAUCACUGAACAUUAUUCGAACGCAGCCUUAUGCUGCACUGGAACCAUGGAAUCGGGAUACCGCUACAGCGCCUCCUUCCUCGGCGUCCUCGACAAGUAGCGGCUACAGCAGCAGCGGUGGCAUUUUUCCAGGCCACACUGCUCCCGAAAGCGUGACGUCGGAGUCUGUGCAAAGUGUUGGUGGUGUCUUGGUACUACAAGCCGAAACACUGAGCAAGAUCGUGCAAGACACUGAGAUUGAAUGCGACGAGUUGUUUUUGUUCAAGCAAUUGGUCCGCUGGCACAACCACCACACAUCGCACAAUUAUCCAGAGCAUCACGAGACACUGCACCAAAGACACACCAAUGAAUCAAAGAACACGGACGAUGUUAUGCCACAGCACAAGAUAAACAACACUCUUCAGCAAAUGGUGAACGGCAUCAGGACAUCCAUAGAUCAAGCUGCCAUGCCAUCCAAAACAGACAGUGACGAAGACUCGUUCCAGUUCCAGGCCAACUUUAACGAUUUCUUGGUCUCGAACGCAGAUACCAGGUCUUAUUCUUCUGGCAAGACGCAUCUGGUCAGUGAAAAUCGUAGCAGCAAGGAAGAGUCAGAAAAUCAAUGGAAGCUAAUCACUGCUGUGAGAAAGUCAAAGUCGCAGCCUACGACAGUACCAGCGGAUAGCGAUACCUUUCGUUCUAUGGCUCAAUCUACAACUUGUUCGGAUGACUAUUCAUGCCCGGAUCCAACUGCUGUAUGUCGCGAAUUGGUUCGUCAUUUGGAUUUGGCAGCGAUCGACCCAGUCCCUUUGAAAGAGAUUGUGUCAACUGCCGAGUUUGUGGACCCUAAGCUCGUCAUGGAUGCUCUCUGGCAACAAGCCACUCUGGCGAGCCGACAGGGUGGACUUUCCUUUGGUUCUAUUGUUCGUGGCACGGGAGGUCCUGGACUUGCUUUGCCAGGACUCCUGUCUGACUUGACGCCCAACAAGCAAAAAAAGAAGGGACCGCCCGAACACCAAUACUACAAGUCUCACAUCCUUGUGCAAGGAGCCGGAGUUGAAGAAUGCAAUGGAAUCUAUGUGCAAGUCAUAAUGCAGCAAACGCCGAACAACGAUGCAGUUAAAGUGCAAGAAAAGCCGUAUCAGCAGUCCAAAACGUUGACUGGUCUCAAGACUCUCCGAGAUAUCCCAACGCUGCUGAGCGCUGUUAGCGAGACAAGCGAGACAACCUCUAGUUCUGACUACGCGACAGGUCCUCAACCCCCACCACAAACCGGUGCAACUCAAACUACACCUACACGAACAAUAAGGGAGAUUCCUCCAGGCAUUUGUUUGCGAUUCAUCAAACAAACCAAGCGCAAACAACAACAUAAAGGCAAGACAUGGUAUCUGGUUUGUCGGCGUGAGGUUAUCGACGAAGACGAUCGCUGUAGUCCAGUCUCGUUCCAGCACCAAUGGAGCGUAAUCGAACAAGACAAUCGUGACGGAGGGCAACUUCGUGUUUUGUACGAAUGGGAAAAUGAUGAAGAAGCUCGCGAUCCCUGGAAGUGUGAUACACCAAUGUCUAGCAGGCAAAAGGCCUCUGCCGCUGCUCCUCUAGUUGUGCUUGAUUCGUCAUCGCUUCAGACAUUCCCUGAACGUGGCUGGUCAUGUGUGCGCAACCGCUACUUUCCUCCGCCAACCUGUCAAUGGUUUCGACCACGACAUGGAUCUCCUCUUUUGGUUGUCCCACCGGUCAAGCUGAUAGAAAGGAAGGUGCCGAUAGCACACAACCCACGGAUCAGGCCUCUUCCUCCUUUUCCGAGACCCAAAUCUGGCGCUCUUUUGGCCAAAACAUCAGAAUCGUUGUUUGGCUUGUCGUUAUUGUCAGCGUCAGGAGACUCGGAAUCAGAGUCACCUAAAAGCCGCAGAGUCAACAUCACCGUAACCAGGAGGGACGAGAAGAGUCGUUGCGCGACAACCGUGGGCAAUCAGACAUCCACAAGCAGUAGUUUCCAAAUUCAGAAAGCACGGAAUCGAGUCAGCCUGGCUGAUGCCUCCCUCGAGACCUCGGCACGAGGAGAAGAUUCUAAUGGAAAUUGUAUCGAAAUCUAA